GUCUAUCUUCCUUAAUUGGAUGCUAAUUCCUUUUUAAAUUAUUCAUUCAUAGGGAGCAAGCACCUGAAUGGAUUUCCUGAGUCAUCCAUUGAAUAUCAAUGUGGUCAAUCUGUGUCCACUUUCUAAUGCCCAACCCAGGCUGCAUCUCUUACCAUCUCAAACCUAUUUCUUCAACUCAGCAACAUUUACAGCUGAGGAAAACAAAAAAAUUGGGACUCACACUCACUUCAAUCCAAUGCAAUCUCUGUUGUAAUUUGUUGUUUUGUGCUAUGGAUGAACUUUGUUUAAUUAAUGAUUGUUUAAGUAAUAUUUGUUUUAUUUUGUGUUGUAAUAAGCAGUAAAACAGACUUGAGAAA
Molecule: messenger RNA, 356 nt
Organism: Rubroshorea leprosula
Lineage: Eukaryota; Viridiplantae; Streptophyta; Magnoliopsida; Malvales; Dipterocarpaceae
Source: the annotation of a GenBank genome assembly